This is a messenger RNA of Dracunculus medinensis (Guinea worm), 717 nucleotides long. NCBI's taxonomy places the organism in Eukaryota, Metazoa, Nematoda, Chromadorea, Rhabditida, Dracunculidae. The record is from the annotation of a GenBank genome assembly.
AUGGAAAUAACGGAUAAACCGCUAAAAAAUCACGGUUUAUGUUCAAGCUUUUCAAAUAUUUCAAUACAUCCUCUUGUUAUUAUGAACAUAUCAGAACACUGGACACGGAUAAGAGCUCAGAAUCCAGCUUUAGCUUCUGCAGGAGCUUAUAAUUUUGAGGUCGUUGGCGCUCUUCUUGGUGUAGAGAGUGGUCGUCAUUUGGAAGUAAUUAAUAGUUUUGAGCUAAAUUUCGAUACCCUUACAGCAGUUUUCGAUGAAGAAUAUUUCAAAAACAGAGAAGGACAAUACAAAGAAGUGUUUCCGAAUUUGGAUUUUCUUGGAUGGUAUUCAACAGGUAAUCUCGCUAUUUCUGAAAAUGACACAGUUAUAUAUAAAUGCCUUGCUAAAUUUAGUUUAACGCAAGUUGUGAUUAAAUUGGAUCCUUGUCAGUGUUUUCAUAAGUUGCCUUUGGUUGUUCUGGAACCAGUUCCUGUUGAUGGUUCGGUACAGAAUGAUUUGGAAUGGAAGGAAUUGCCAUGGGAUUUAGCGAGCGAAGAAGCUGAACGCAUUGGUAUAGAGCAUAUUGCGCAAAUUUCAACUUCUUCGUCUACUUCUAAAUCAUUUCUUAACAAACAAUUAUAUGGUCAACUCGGUGCCAUAAAUAUGUUGUUAUCUCGAUUGCAGAUCAUUGACAAUUAUUUAACGGUUUAUUUUCAUAUUUUUAAACAUAAAACUUAA